AACUAUGCGUGUAUGUGUGUAUGUUUAUAUGUAUGUAGAUAAUAUGUGACGUAUGAUCGUCCAAAGAUUUAUUUAUUCACUAUUGUGCACGUUUCUACCACGUUGACGACGUUGAGCUCUAACGAUAAGAGAAAGUAACGGUAGCGGAACAUCGUUAACAGGACGAUGUCUCUCUCUCGACGUCAAUAUUUUCAUUAAUAUGUUGAUAAUAUUGGUGACGGUUCUACUAUUGACUAGACCAUGCAGUGUAAAUAAUCAGUGUUUAAUCUAUCAUUGUUAAAAAAAAAACACACACACAAAAGACACAUUGAUCAUUUGUUUUAUGCAAACCUCGCGAUAUUUUUUCUUCAUUUAUUACACGUUCAUUAAACGGUCAAAGAGUUGCGUAUUCGGUAUAUUCAUUAUAAUAUAUAUGUAAUACAUAAACGCAUUUACUUAUGUAGACAGGGUUUUUAUAAUAUUUCCCGAACAAUAUAAAUUGCUUUCAUUUGAUUUAAUCGGUAUUUGGAAUUGACUACACGACAGUAUUCGACGCUCAACAUUGAUUGAAAUCGUUGUUGAUCGAUGUAUAUUGAAAUUUUUCAAACCAACGCAUUUCUCAAUCUUUUUCGGCUGUAUAAUUUGAGUGAUACCGCGGUCCAAAUGUUCAUGCAGCAUCAAAUUUCAAGCAAAUCUAAAAUUAAUCAUUAUCCUUAAUUUAGUAUAAGUGAAAUCAAGAGUGCAAAACUGCGUACUAUUUGGUUCUUGAAAACAUCAGAAUGCCAUUAUACUCGAGAUCGGACAAUUGGGCCUCGAAGCUAGUGAUCGUUCUACAGUUCACAGCUUGGAUCUCAGUUGGCAUAGUUCUUCUUCAAAAAGGCGUUACCUCCUUGCGAAGUCAGUCCAUGAUAGAGACAAAUAGGAACAUUCAGGAAACAAACGAUACGACGAUCAAAUAUUUCAAUGAGAAAACAAAGAGAACGACGGAUCAAGAAGACUUAUCUAGCUAUAUUACAAAAUCUAAAGAACACUCAAUAAAGAAAUUGUUCAAAUCAUAUCCAGAAAAAGCAAAUGAUAAUAUAUUGGAAAGACAUUCGAGCAGACGUUCGAAUACAAAUGAAAAGUAUUACGAAGAUAUCGGUGAUAACAUUUCGAACGUGAAUUGGCUUACGAAAGAAUCGAAGGAAAAUAAACAAGAAGAGGAGAAGGAUAUAAUUAAUUUAAAUAAGAUAGUCACUCGCGCCAGCAUCAAUGAUUCAUCGAUAUUUAAUAAAAAGCAAGAUUACAAAAAUACUACCGUUGAUUCCGAAAAAAGCAACAAUUCUAAUGUAACAAGUUUGAGAAAUGGAAAAAAAUUACGUGCUCGUAUGAGCGGUGGAGCUGCGGCCGCCAUUGCUAUGGUUGCUGUUGGUGCUGCGAUGCUCGUUGUUGGACCUAUGGUUAUCGCUUUACGUGCACUCGAUAAAAGACGACAAGAAAGGAGAUACUUAAAAUCAUUGGGGUGGAAUGAUCAACCCCCCACUUAUGAACAAGCGACUUUAAUGAGCGAAGUUCCGAGAUAUUCUACCUUAAAUUUGAAUACUACCGUCCACAGUUCCUGCGUUGCAUCCCCGUCUGCAUGCUUACCCGUAAACCCCAGUUAAAGAUCUCCCUAGGUUAUUAUAUUUAUAUACUCAACACAAUGAAUACGCAUUACGAAAUACGAAUUAUAAUCUUCCUCUUUCUUUUUUUCUUAAUCAUAUAUACAAGUACAAUGCACAUUAUAUAAUUUUAUAUUUCACAAUCAAAGACAAAAAGCACUGAAUUUUAUCGUAGAUGUAUUAUAUUUAGUUUCGUUUCGUUUCGUCUCGUUUUUUAUACAUACAUAUAUAUUAUUAAUUUAAAAGAGAAUUAGAUUUCGUAUUUAUAUAUAGCGUGUUAAUAAAAUUUCUUUGAAGUUCGUGCAAACAUCAGCCAAUUGAAAAAAAAAUCAAUCUUCGAAAUAAUCGAAGCAAUUGGUAUGGUGCCUUAAAACUACAUAAUUAACUGCCCAAAACUCCGUAAUUAUAAGGUGUAUAUAAAUAUAUAUAAUAUUAGUUUUAAAGGAAUAGAUCUGAAUUUUUGUUUAAUGGAUAAUUCAUGAAAUAUAUUUCUUUUUUUUUAGUUUUUUUUAUCAACUUAAUUAAAUCAACAAAUUAAUUGGCUGAUUGUAAGAUAAUUAACAAGUACUAAGAAGCGUUUAAGCGUUUAUCUUCAUUUGCUUAUUAUCAAUGCAACAUAGUUAUGUAGUUACGCAUACGAUGUUUUAACUAGGAAACAAUUGAAGUAUUUCAUUGAAAAAAGGAAAGAAAUUGAAACGUAAAUAAUAAUCUCCCGUCCUCUCCCCCAUCUGAGAUUCCUCAAUAGAUUAUUUAGAAUUGUCAAUAAAUUAUUUAUACGAUUUUUAAAAUUGUGAGUAAAGAUUCUAGUCGAAUCGAAUACACGAUAAUUAUUAUAUUAUUAUUAUCAUUAUUAUUAAAUACCGAUUUGAAAAAUUUUCGAAAGUACUACGUUUUAUUUGAGAGAAAAAAAAUAAUUGUUUGUUUAUAAAUUUAGUAUGCACUUACGUGCUUUUGUUAAUAUUAUUAUUGAACGUGUUUUGCAAAAGAUUAAGUCAUUUAUUUAAUAAAAUAUUUGAAAAACAUAUUAAAACACAUUUGACGUCGUUGGUAAUAGCUAUAUAAUAACGUCCAUCAACACGGUGAGAUUGUCGAAGCGCGUUCUCUUUAUAAAAAUAAAGAAUAGUUAAUAUUUAUUAUAAUUGCAUCGAAUAAUAACUGAUAUCAAAAGAAAAAUAACAUAUUUUCUAUAAUAAAUUGUAUUUCUAUUUAUUAACAAAGAAAGA
This is a messenger RNA of Polistes canadensis, 2842 nucleotides long. RefSeq lists its product as uncharacterized. The record is from RefSeq and is a predicted model, not a curated record. The coding region runs from base 759 to 1622 and encodes 287 amino acids. The transcript is spliced from 4 exons. Lineage: Eukaryota; Metazoa; Arthropoda; Insecta; Hymenoptera; Vespidae.